CCCUCCGGCGUUGAUUUCGUCGUAUUCGUAAUGUUCGGAUUUACAGAGCACGCUGCUCGUUUUUUCUUUUUCUUUUCCUUCUGAAACUGUCGGUUUCCGUUUCAGUUCCUGUUGUUGCGUAAUUGGGUGAUUGCUGGAGGCUGCCGUUCAAUCCCCAUCUUGUGAUCGCUUGCAGUAGCGGACCAGAUCGCAUGCGAGUGUCCCGAACGGAACUUCACUUCCAGGAGUGUUGUGGGUUUGCGCUAUUUUUAUAUCUGCUUUUUCAGUACCGAGGGACACAAAGUCUAGACUUACGUCUUUGAUCAUUGAAGCUUAGUCAAGCGGGGCUGGCUCGCCACGCUGUAGCUAGGAGGGGAGGGGGGUGGUGUCGUGGUGGUUGAUUCUCCUGCUGGAGUGCUGGUGGUCUCGUUCCCUUCCCUUCCUCCCUGCUGUGGCUGCUGUAUGCGGAUGUGUCGAGAGAGGUAAAAUUUCGUAGGUGUUUGCAAGUGUUUUUCAGAAUUCGCAGAGUUUGAGGGGGCGGGGUUGACGCGAUGGGGUUGGCAAGGAAGGCAGUGGCAGAUGCGUCCAUAACAUUCUUAUGGGUAUUCGCUAUGGCAUCAUUGGGCGCUGCGUCGACGGCUAUUGCAUCGUCGUUAGGUUUGGAUGGACCAGGGAAGACGAAGAUGUACAUCGUCUUCGCCUUGGUGUCGUUCCUCGUAUUUUUCUUCAGCUUUUUAGGACACGCGCUCGGAGGCGCGAGCUGGAACCCGACUGCAAUCGUCGCCUUCUCGUACGCAGGGGUGAGUAAUGACGACCUUUUCACUCUCGGCGUCCGCCUGCCUGCUCAGAUGGUGGGAGCAGUUGGGGGCGCCUUAGCAAUCCUAGAGGUCAUGCCAAAGAAGUACAAACACAUGUUGGGUGGUCCAAAACUGAAAGUGCCGCUACAGACAGGCGUGAUUGCCGAGGCAAUCCUGACCUUCACCAUCACUUUGAUUGUCAUGUGGGCCAUGUUGCGAGGACCUCGCAACAAAAUGGCGAAGACCUUCAUCAUCAUCGGAGCCACAAUUGCCCUUGUCACCGCCGGCGGUGCUUACACCGGUCCUGCUAUGAAUCCCGCUAAUGCAUUCGGAUGGGCGUUUGUGUCAAACCAACACACAUCAUGGGACCAUUUUGCGGUCUACUGGGCUGGUCCCAUGAUCGGCACCAUCUUCGCUGUCUGGGCUUUUAACCUACUCUUUGGUCCUCAUAGUCAAGCCACUCAAGCCUCAGAUUCCAAGAAACUCAAGGCAAAUAAGGCGAAGAAAUCCGGCAGUGAAGGCGAAUCAGCCAAGGAUAAGAAGCGUGGCGAAGGAUUAUCAGAGAAUGCGGCGGGUAAAGUGAAGGCAUCGUAGGAGUUGGUGGAUUACCUGCUUGCAUGCAUCAGAUGAAGCAUCUGAUCUCUCAAAUCCAUGCCUCGUUCCUGCACCCAGGUUUCCAAUUCUUUUUUGUGCAGAAUCCAAUUGUCGAACACGGGUUUCUAGAAAUUUUCCUCCAACCUCUGACUUUUUCUAUUCACAUUUUAACUUACAAAACGCUGAUUUUCAAAUAAGUUCAUGGACUUCAUGUGGCGCUGUUGCUGUAAAAACCCUGAUGCUGUGCUCCAGAGUGUUCCAUGUUUGUCUCCGUUUGCAGCGAACCUCUCACUUUUUUGAUGUAUCAUGUUUCAUGCAGUCUAUAGAGUUGGGAUUGUUGCAAACUAGAUUUUCUGUGGCAACUCAAACCUUGAGAGUUUCUACAAUUGCCACGUUGUUGUGAAAACCACAUCUGGAUUAGUGUACAGCGUUGGCAUCCGGGAGUUGAAUUCUGCCCUCUAAUACAGAUAAGAAUUGAAUGCUGCACA
This is a messenger RNA of Physcomitrium patens, 1858 nucleotides long. RefSeq names its product aquaporin SIP1-1. Gene Ontology annotation, molecular function: water channel activity. Gene Ontology annotation, biological process: transmembrane transport. NCBI's taxonomy places the organism in Eukaryota, Viridiplantae, Streptophyta, Bryopsida, Funariales, Funariaceae. The record is from RefSeq and is a predicted model, not a curated record. Gene Ontology annotation, cellular component: membrane.